AUGACAACUGCAAAAGUUUGUAGAGUUUGUUUACAAAUGGGUGUUAAUUUGUUAAAGCUGCACUCCGGGUCUUUAGAUCAUUUUUAUGAAAUUAUAACUGGAAUCUGUGUAGAACAGCUAAAGUUGCCAAUGUAUGCGUGCCAAGAGUGUGCUUUGUUAUUGAAGAAGUAUUAUUACUUUAGGCAAAAAUGUAUGAGAGCCCUUAUGGUUUUAAAAAGUAUUCUUCAUUACCAAGAAGAGAUAACUGAAAAAGAUAUAUUAAAAAUUGAUAGAGAAGCCAUACUCUUAAAUACCACCCUGACACUUUCUAAAAAUGUUUGCGACAUAGAUAUUGAUCCUACUAAGAAUAACAUUCAAAAUGAUGAGGUGGAAAUAAAAACAUUUCCUAAUGUUCCUUUGGAUAAUUUGUUCUUCGAUAUGGAUCCAUUUGAUACUGGACCAGAUAAAGAUUGGCCAAGCGAUGAUGAUUUUAUUGGUACAAAAGAUGAUGAUUCUGAAGAUGAUUUAAUUGCCUUAAGCAAGCUUGGUGUUGUUAAAGUGGAAUCAAAAUCAACUGAAAAGCAGAAAACUCCUACGAGAAGACCUAGAAAAACUUUAAAAAAAGAAAAGCCAAUAGUCUCAAUAUCAAAACAGCAUAAAAUAAGAAUUAGAAAGGGAAAAGGUUUUAUAACUCCACAGGAUAUCAAUUUGCCUAAAGACAUUGAUUUAAAGUUUGAUGAUAAUUUUACAGUUGCGGAGACAACAAAAGAAGAGCAAAUUGAGGAAAUAAAAAAGCGUCAAGAUUCAGAACGUUUCCGCAAAGCUGAGUUCAAGUGUGAAAUGUGUUACAAAUGCUUCAGUAAUGAUAAACUCUGGCAAAUGCACAAGGAACGACACGAUCUUUCAGCAGGUGAGGCGGAGUGCGAGAUUUGCAAACUGCGAUUCAGUCGAGCGGCUCUCAAACGGCAUAUGUAUUCCGUUCAUAGCAAGAAAUAUCUUUGCAAACAGUGCCCUUUUAUUGCCUCUACAUUCAAUCGCGCUAAGCAGCAUAUGUUACAACACAAGGGUGUGAAGUACAAGUGUCCGCACUGUGAUGAAGUUACUAAUAAUUUAAACGCAAUUCUUGGUCACGUACGCAAACGUCACGCGUCGGAUAUUCUGUGCCGUUUUUGCGGACUGCCUUUUGUCUCACGGAUGGGACUCAUUCGGCAUAAGGCGUUGAUGCACAGAGACCGAGAUGAGAUAACAGAGAUAGAGGAUAAUCCGGAAGCCCCGCACUGUAGCGAGUGUGAUAUGAAGUUCGCGAAUGAGGAGGCGUUCAAAAGGCAUCACCUCACGGCCAGAAAACAUAAGGAUGCGACGAAAAAUACGAUUGGAUGUCGCGAAUGUGGAGAGACGUUCGCGAAUAAGAAGGAUCGUCGUGAACACAGUUCUAUUUACCACAAACGAACACAUGUGUCUAAACCCGCACCUGCCGAAUGGCCUGACAAAUGUCCUCUUUGUUCGGAAGUGAUAACUAGUGCGCGCUCGUUGUGGGCCCACUUUCGCAUGAACCAUCCCUACGAGGAGUACCCGCGGGAGAGACCUUUUAUCUGUGACGUCUGUGGAAUGCGAAUGCGGUACAAAAAAGGCCUAGAAGCCCACAUGUACACCCACUUAAAGGAAAAGCCCUUCAAAUGCCUCCGAUGCGGUAAGGGAUUCAACAGUGCGGGAAAUCUUGCAACGCAUCAUGGGUCCGUGCAUUCCGAUCUACGUCCGUAUGUGUGUACUGUUUGCAACCGGGCAUUUAAGAAGAAGAAUACCUUGAGGUGUCACUUUAUGACGCACACUGGCGAAAAACCCUACCGGUGCGAGAUCUGUGGUCACGCGUUCACUCAAUCCAACAGCUGCAAGAGCCACAUUAGGAAAGUGCAUGGAGAGCAACCGCCCAAGAUUGUCUCUCGCAAUAACUACUCAAACUAA
Molecule: messenger RNA, 1941 nt
Organism: Pieris macdunnoughi
Lineage: Eukaryota; Metazoa; Arthropoda; Insecta; Lepidoptera; Pieridae
Source: the annotation of a GenBank genome assembly